This is a messenger RNA of Armigeres subalbatus, 2525 nucleotides long. RefSeq names its product protein RER1. Gene Ontology annotation, biological process: protein retention in ER lumen; retrograde vesicle-mediated transport, Golgi to endoplasmic reticulum. The transcript is spliced from 6 exons. The coding region runs from base 545 to 1105 and encodes 186 amino acids. NCBI's taxonomy places the organism in Eukaryota, Metazoa, Arthropoda, Insecta, Diptera, Culicidae. Gene Ontology annotation, cellular component: Golgi membrane. The record is from RefSeq and is a predicted model, not a curated record.
UGGUUUCGCGACGGCUGACGGUUCUUCGGCUGACGGUCGCGGAGUGUUUCAGCGAAAAAUUCUGUAACUCGAGUGAUUUUUUUUUUCGCUGGACAUUUUCCGCAAUCAGCCAACGCUGUGUAAUAAAUUUGAUUGCGAAAAUCGUUCGAUUCUUUUCCGUGGAAAGUGUGGUGUUUGAAAUUUGUUGCUUCAGUUGUAUCGAUUUGAGAACGGGAGGACGCGGACGAGAAUCGGCGCAUCUGUUUUUCUAGUGGCAGAAGUAACAGCGGUGUAAUAAUUCUUUCCCAUUGCUAAAUUAUUCAGGGUGACGAGCAGGAAGACGACCUCGUCCUACUGAAUAUUAUCGCAAGUGCCACCACCACACAAGGCUUAUAUGCUGAUUCGUCGUCGGAGGGGUGGGAGGAAGAAAGAGGGACAGUGAACUGAUUGCUUUGCGGAAAGGAAGAACGAACUUGAUUUUAUCUUUCUGCCAGAAGACGGAGCAGGCAACUGAAGGCAGAGAGGAGCGCGCUGGACGCACUUUGGAAGCAAUCAAAGCAACAUCAUGAUGAACGAGGAGUCGGCUCCCAGUAGGAAUGUGGUGUCACAGUUCUUCAAACGUAUUUCACAGCUAUACCAGCUUCAGUUGGACCGAUGGACACCGCACACCAGGCUCCGAUGGGCGGGCGCGAUCGUGCUGAUUCUCCUCUUCCUGCUACGAGUAUUCACCAAACAGGGCUGGUACAUUGUGACGUACGCCCUCGGGAUCUAUCACCUGAAUUUGUUUAUUGCGUUCCUGACGCCGAAGAUCGACCCCGCCCUGGAUCUGGAUGACGACCAAGGCCCCGAAUUGCCGACCAGAGCGAACGAAGAAUUUCGGCCGUUCAUCCGGCGGUUACCGGAGUUCAAGUUCUGGUACGCCAUCAGCAAGAGUACGGUCAUCGGGAUCAUCUGCACGUUCUUCGAGGUGUUCAACGUUCCGGUGUUCUGGCCGAUUUUGGUGAUGUACUUCAUUACGCUGUUCUGCAUUACCAUGAAGCGGCAGAUUAGGCACAUGAUCAAGUACCGGUACCUGCCGUUCACCCACAGUAAGCCCCGCUACCAGGCGGUCCCGACGGAAAAGUGACAAUUAAAAGCACAAACCUUGCCACCAGCAUCAUCCGUUUCUUCGUCGUCGUCGUCAUCAUCGUCGUCGUCUUCGGUCGUAUCGUCCGCGGAGGUUGCCACCGGUUCUGCUGCCACGGCGGGACCGGUGGCGGCUGCCACAGCAGCAUCCCCCUCCACGGUGGUUCCGAUCAUUUCGACUGUCUAAGAGAGAACGAGCAGCCAGAAGCGUGCGCGCGUGUAUGAAAAACAACCCAUCCAAAGUGAGCCUCCGUCAAGUCGUCAUCAGCAGGGACAGUCGGACAGACAAACCUCACUAUCCCAAAACAAAAAAAAAUGGAGAGAAGGAAGGACUCGAGAGGAAGAUUCGAUUUAUUUUGGUUUCGUAACGUAGUUGCUUCGACUUAUGAGUUGUUUUUCAGUUAGGAGCUGUGACGAAUGGAAACGGUGAUAAAAGAGCGGUGACCUUUGUUCGAGAAAAUCGACAUCGGGUGACCUAACGAAGGGCAUUGAUUUGUGCUUACAUCGAUUGAAAAAAAAAGCUUAAAACCCACGAUCGUAUUUAUUAGAACGCAUGGAGACUUGCGUAUUUCAAGUAUCAAAACAAAAAUCUGAAUUCGGUUCCGCUUCGUGGUAGUCAGCCACCCACCUGUUCGGGUGUGUUUGGUGAAGAGUUAUUUCAAGUGUUUCAAAAAUUCGAAACACUCCAGCAAUAGUAAUUAUUAUGAUUAUUAUUUUCAACGCAAAACCCCUUUAUAUUCUUAGUUGAGUAAUGCUAGGUGCAUGUUGAUUUAGUACUUUUUUAUUAUUUCGUAUUUAAGGACGGUUUCCCAUAUAUAUCCCUAUCUUAGUUUUAGUAAGUUUAAUAUCGGACUUUCGGCACAGAGUUGUUCGAUUAUCUUUCUGUGUACAUGUUUCCUUCCCCAUCUUAUCUUCUAGCUAGUUUCGUAAUUGUUUAAAAUAUCAAACACAAGGGUAGUGAUCGAAGAAGCGAAGCGUGCAAACUUCAUCCCAAGAGUUGGCUUCUUCAAAACAAUCAAUUAACAGCAGUAGAUAAUUUAAAAUAGAUUCCGUUGAAUUUGCCAUUAGUUUGGAGGAAUUUAUGGGUUAUCUUUGAACAAAAGCUACAGAAAUUGUAUGAACAUUAGCAAUGCUAGGGACUCUUCUCGAAACAGCAGACAGAAGAACAUUUACUCCAGAAGAUCGAACCCUUCAAAUGUAAAAUCGUAGCAGAGUGGAAGACAAAAGAGCAAAGGUGAAAAACCCUAACAUUUAAACACACUUUAAAGUAAUCUAUCUACAUUGAGAACAACAAAAUAUUCUUUAGCAGCAAAGGACAAAGCAAACAAAAUAUACACAACGGAAGUGAACCGUGGCAACCAGCGCAUUGUAAUAAGAAAAAUCUUGGAUAACCAAAUAAAUAUUACAAAGUAAAAUGAUAA